GUUUGCGCUCCUCCAGUAGAAGCAUCACAAAUUGUGGUACCGUCACCAUCGUCUGGCGGUCAUGCAGAUAUAAUCCAGAAGCUGGAUGCCAUUGAGACCCGUCUCACUGCAGUUGAAAAGUCCCUAACAGACAAAAUGCCAGAAAAGGCCGAGGUGCAGGCGCAAAGUAAGUUAUUGCGCGAAUGCCGCGUCAUAGCGGCAAAGACGCACCAUUCAAUUAACCGCAUCACCGGUGACUUGGAGGACGAGCAUUACGUGGAGCUCGCUUCGAAACUGCCCAUGUCAUCGGAGGAGCACGUGCGCUUCGUGGAAGACAAACUUUCACAAAAGGAAAGCACGGAUGCUAUGAUGCGGUUAAUAUUGAAGUCGAAGGGCGCAAAAGGCAGUGUUGACGGCGUACUGCGUGGCAUGUUUUCUGAUGAUUUGAUGUACCACUACAAUUUAGAGGGGCGCAAGGAGAAGUUUUUGAUAUAUUUCCUGACAAGGAUAAAAACACCAUCUGUGGGGAGCUCCGGAGAUUUGUGGCCUUAAGCCACAAUCGUUUUAACUUUAACUUUAGGCAAAAUUAAUAUAAGGUUUCAUAUUAUUACUUAUAUAUAUUAGUUUUAAGUUGUAAAUAUUAGCUCUAAGUUGUAUAAAUUAGUUUUAAGUUGUAAAUAUUAGUUUUGAGUUGUAUAAAUUAGUUUUAAGUUGCACAUAUUAGUUUUAAGUUGCAUAUAUUAGUUCUAAGUUGUACAUAUUAGUUUUAAGUUGAAGUUUCUAAUUUUACCUUUACAAAUUUGAAUUUUUAGAAUUAUAAUUUUUUUACUGAAAUAAACUUA
This is a messenger RNA of Bactrocera dorsalis (oriental fruit fly), 821 nucleotides long. RefSeq lists its product as uncharacterized. NCBI's taxonomy places the organism in Eukaryota, Metazoa, Arthropoda, Insecta, Diptera, Tephritidae. The annotation marks the transcript as partial. The record is from RefSeq and is a predicted model, not a curated record. The transcript has 5 exons.